Volvox carteri f. nagariensis is the source of this 1326-nucleotide messenger RNA. RefSeq lists its product as uncharacterized. Lineage: Eukaryota; Viridiplantae; Chlorophyta; Chlorophyceae; Chlamydomonadales; Volvocaceae. The transcript is spliced from 8 exons. Bases 1 to 1326 code for a protein of 441 amino acids. The record is from RefSeq and is a predicted model, not a curated record.
AUGAGCCGACCCUGGGUCUACGACAUCAGGACGGAGCACGCCGCCCUAACCACCACCGGCGGCCGUGUAUGGAACGCAGCUCGCAGGCUGUGCUCCUUCCUGGAGGAGGUGGGCCCCGACCUGGGGCUGUUCCGGCCGGGGUUGAAGGUUCUGGAGCUGGGUGCGGGUCUGGGCUGGCUGGGCAUGACCCUGGCGCGGAACCUGCCUGCCGCUGAAGUGGUGGUCCUUACCGAGCAGGAGGAGGGGCGCGGUCUGGACUGGUUGAGACACAACCUGGCCCUCAACACGCACCUACCGGGAAUGCGGGUGGUCAGGGCGGAGCCAUGUGACUGGAGGCAGUACUACGACCGGGCUCAGCGAGCCGGCUCUACGGACGACUUCCAGCGCCCUCUUCUGCAGGUCCAGGACCAGGACCGGCUGGAUCUGGAUCUGGAUCUCAAUUCCCAGUCGACACCCAGGGAAGGGGGCCCAGAUCAGGAGACAUGGUCGGAGGGUGUUGCUACUGCUGGUGGUGGUGGUGGUGGGACAUCUGGUGGGAAUGGGGUUGUUGCAGGAUAUGUCAACCGAGGUGGAGCUGCCAGCCGUGAUGCUGCGGGUAGCUACUGUUGCGGUGAGGGCAUUGCUAGUGCUAGUGCUAGUGCUGCUGGCGGCAGUGGCAGUGGCGGUGGCGGUGGUGGCUGUUGUUUGCAUGCCCUGCAGUGGGACCUGAUCCUGGGCAGCGACCUGGUCUACAACUCCGUGGGGGCCGAGUGCCUGCCCAGGACCCACAAGGGCCCGCAUCCUCCCUGGAUGCAGCCGCGAGUCAUGCGCGCGUUGGCCGGUCCAGAUACCCGUAUUCUGUACUGCCAUACGAAGCACCGCUUCGACACGCACGACAUGCAGUGUCCAAUCUCGGGCUUCUCAGACGUCCCUUAUGGCUACUUCCCCCCAAUACACACGCACGAGGGGAAAACGACUAAGCUCCCAUCCCCGGACUCGAACGCCGCCGCAGCUACAGCUGAACUUUGGGUUUCUUGGGAGGUAGUGUAUGGUAACGGCGGGCAACCCCCUUCCUCCCGUCCGCCGCCAGGCCAGCGUAUAAAGUUUUUCCAGCUUAUUUCACGUCUUCCUCUUUCAACUCACUUUUUCUCUGAGCUGGCGUUGUGUGGCUUGGACUGCCGCGAGGUGCGGGAGCCAAAUGUGCCCACACCGCCGCCGUCACCGCCACCACUGACGGAGCUGUUCCCGGAGAUGCGCAUUGCCGUGUACGACAUAGGACUGGCGGCGCCGCAGCCGCCGACGGCGGUGGCGGGGCCUGAACCGGAUUGGGGGCUGGGUGGGGGCUAG